AAACAAUCAUUUAUCCGGUACGGCCGGCAACAAAGUUUCAGGAUGUUAUUGAAAUGAAGUGUUAUUUUAUUCGAUAAGAUAAAAACACUUAUGAGCACUGCACAAAGAAGAUACAAUAUAAAUAAGGGGAAUUGAUCAUUAUAAAAUAUUUCCUCGAUUUAUUUGACACUUGACAGUCAAUUAUUUUUCAACGUCCUUGAUAUCAUCAAUUAAAGUUAUUGUAACUAAAAUGGAUUCAAGUAAAUACAGUGAAAUCAAACUCAGCGAUUUUAAAUGGGUAAAUGAGCCUAAGAAAUGGCGAAUCAGUGACAAAGACCUUGAAGUGACGACAGAUGAGAAAACUGAUUAUUGGGAAGGCACUUGGUAUAAUUUCCAUCAUAAUUCAGGCCAUGUUUAUGGAGUAGAAAUUAAGGAUGACUUUACUUUCACGGUUUGCGUGGAAGCAGAGUUCAAUACCUUGUAUGACCAAGCAGGUCUAAUGAUAUACUUCGAUGACAAACAUUGGCUGAAGGCUGGCAUCGAGUACAAUGAUGGGCAGCCGAUGAUUAGCAGCGUCCUAACAAAUGAGCUCUCUGAUUGGGGCACAGGUGUAUUUGCUGGCAAUCCGCGCAAGUUCUACCUGCGGAUGUCAAGGAAGGGCGACGUGGCGUGUGUGAAGUACUCGACAGACAACGAGCUGUGGACGCUGCUCCGACUGUGCCCGCUGCCGCUGUGUGCGCGCGGCCCGUGUGUCGUGGGGCCCAUGUGCUGCACGCCCACCAGACAAGGGCUGCACGUAAAAUUCAGUGACAUAAAAAUCACCGUGCCAGCGGAUGAUAUCCUACAUUCUAACUGAUGUGCUUUUAAACGUACCUACCUCCUUUUUGUAAAUGCAAUGCUGCAGUUUAAUAUGUACCUACUUCAAAAAAGGAUGAGGUUAUUUUCCAUAGAGCAUAGAGCAUAGAGAGGUUAUUUUCCGCCGGUGGCCCGUGUUGCUCUAUGUUAUUUUCAGAUGAUUUUUCUUUUUUUGUAAAUGUGCUAAAGUUAUAUUUAUGUAGGUAUAAUUAUAUUUUGAUGAAAUCGAUACAAUCAAGUCUAAUAUGUACAUAUGUUAAAUAAACAAUUUUAAUUAAACAA
Molecule: messenger RNA, 1116 nt
Organism: Spodoptera littoralis (African cotton leafworm)
Lineage: Eukaryota; Metazoa; Arthropoda; Insecta; Lepidoptera; Noctuidae
Source: the annotation of a GenBank genome assembly